AUGAAAGUUGAUUCACUAGUGAUAUUUUCAUUAUUAGCAUUUUCAAGAAUUCUUGGUACAUUAUCACAAUGCUUUGAUUAUCCAAAUCCUUUAAAUAGAACGUAUAAAAUAUCCACCACAUGUCCAAUGGAAAAGCAACAGAAAUCCAUAAAAUUUGCCACAUCAUAUUCGCAACAAAGUGGGGAAAAUAUGUUUUUGUUAACAUUUACAUGUGGAAUACCGGAUGUAGCUCUUUGUGAUAAAGCGAAAAAUGCAUUUGAAUCGGCUGGUAAAAUCAUCUCAUCCACUUUACAACUUAAUACGCCGAUAAAUUUAAAUGCCAGUUUCUUGGACUUUUGCAAGACAUUGGGAGAAUGUCCAAAAGGUGGAUUUGUAACGUUAGGAGGGGCAACUCCCGCAAGAACAAUUCCAUUACAAGACAAUGAUGGGUUAGUCAGAUUAUAUCCUCAAGCGUUGGUAAAACAAUUUCAAUUUAAGCAACAUCCUUCCUUCGGACCUUUUGAUAUUACAGCGUUAUUUAACGCCGUGGGGGCAAGUUAUUGGUUUGAGGGAGAUCCUCCGAUAUCACGUGAACAGCAGGAUUUUUUAUAUGUGGCAAUACAUGAGAUGAUACAUGGAUUGGGAUUCGCGUCAGGGUGGGAAGAUUAUGUGAACGAAACCCCCGAAGCGUUGACACCGGAAAUUUCAAUAUCCGGGAAUCCAUUGAAACAAUUCAUGUUUGAAGGAUUUUUAGAAUCGGCAUUUGAUAGACAUAUCAUUCACAUCCCGACGGGAAAAAGGCUGUCGGCAUUCACAGGAGAGUUAAAUAAGUUUCAAAAUGCCUUUGGAGUGAACUUUCAAAGCGAUAUAGAUUUUAUAACAAAAUUUCGUAGUUCACCUCAAUAUCAAUUGGCAAAAGAGGUCAUGAGUUAUUCUAUCGUGCACAAUACUUUGGGAUUCUUACCUCGAGGAACCACAAAGGCUGAUGAUGCCAUCAUUUUAGAAACUGGUUUGGUACCUUAUCAGCCGGGUUCGAGCGUAAGUCAUGUAGAUUUCAAAACCUAUAAUAAUACCAUUGAUUUUCUCAUGAAAUAUUUGGCGGAUCACGGAGCCGAUUUGAAAACUUUAAUUGCUAUUCGUAAUGGAAAUAAUUAUGGGGAAGUUAAGACCGUCAUAAGUCCAAAAUUGAAACUCAUCUUGGAAACGAUAGGAUAUUCCACGCCAGACUAUACAAAUCCAUAUAAACCAAGUGUCACGAUAAUUGGAAACAAUUUUGAUCCAACGGUGAAUGAACCAAUAGAACCGGGAAAUGCAAAUGAAAAAGCUAUAAACAAUAGUCAUAAAAAAUCAAAUGCUGAUGUUAAAACCAACAAAUUAGAUUUCUGGAUGAUAUUGAUCGUUAAUUUAUUAAUUUUAAUAAUAAUGCGUUGA
This is a messenger RNA of Funneliformis caledonium, 1410 nucleotides long. The record is from the annotation of a GenBank genome assembly. NCBI's taxonomy places the organism in Eukaryota, Fungi, Glomeromycota, Glomeromycetes, Glomerales, Glomeraceae.